Molecule: messenger RNA, 1320 nt
Organism: Rhagoletis zephyria (snowberry fruit fly)
Lineage: Eukaryota; Metazoa; Arthropoda; Insecta; Diptera; Tephritidae
Source: RefSeq, a predicted model, not a curated record
AUGCGCGAGUACGCCCUCGACAUCGCCGACCUGGGCGACCUGCGCAAGUUUCAGCGCCGCUCGCCCUACAACAAUGAGCCCCCGAUCACGGUGUACCUGCGCAAGGACGUCGAGGCAAAAGCCCUUGAGAUCUGGGGCACCUGGGAGCGGCUGAACGGUGAGCUUCAGAAACGAAAAGAGAAGGAGGAGAACUACAGUGAGAGCUUACUAAUCGUCAAAAAGUACAACAAGGACUACCGACGGCUGAACACGCCGGAAGCCAAGCAACGCGAAGACACAAUGCGCGAGUCGGGCCGCGUCGUCCUCGCCGCCGUCGCCAUCAACGGGGCCAACUUCGUCCUCAAGCUCUUCGGCUGGCUCUACACCGGCUCGCACUCGCUCUUCGCCGAGGCGAUCCACUCCCUCGCCGACACAUGUAACCAGAUUAUCCUCGCCUUCGGCAUCCGCAAGUCGCUACAGGUGCCCAACAAGGAGCACCCCUACGGCUACCACCCGAUGCGCUACAUUGCCGCUCUCAUCAGCGGCGUCGGCAUCUUCUGCACGGGCACGGGCGUCUCCCUCUACCACGGCGUCCACGGCCUGCUACAUCUCACCUCCGAGAUGGCCCCCGACACCAGCUACUACUGGGCCUUUUUGCUACUUUUGGGCUCGCUCAUUUCGGAGGGCGGAACCUUGGUCAUUGCCCUGCAGGCCGCCUCGAGGGCCGCUCGCCAGCAGAACCUCCCCCUGAAGCGGUACAUCCUCCGCGGCGACGACCCCACCCUAAAUGUCGUUAUUUUGGAAGAUGCUGCUGCGGUCCUCGGCGUCCUCAUCGCCGGAAGUUGCAUGGGCCUCACCUCCUUCUACGGCAUGCCCGUCUUUGACGCCGUCGGCUCGCUGGCCAUCGGCGGCCUCCUCGGCGGCGUCGCCUCCUUCGUCAUCGUCUCCAACGCCGGCGCCCUGGUCGGAAAGUCCAUUGCCCCCGCCUCCCUCGCCACCAUCAACCGCUGCCUGGAGGCGGACGAGAUGGUGCGGGCGAUUCACGACGUGAAGGCCACUAACAUGGGCAACGAGGUGAUUCGCUACAAGGCCGAGGUGGACUUUGAUGGGCGGAAGCUGACCCGCAACUACCUCGACUCCGUCGACCUAGUGGCCCUGCAGCAGGAGCUGAAGGAGGUCGCCGAGGCGGGGGAGAACGGCAACCUCGAAUCGGUGGAGGAGUUUAUGCUGAAGCACGGGGAGAACAUCGUCGACCUCCUCGGAGCGGAGGUGGACCGCAUUGAGAAUGAACUGAAGCGGAAGCACCCCCAGGUGAGACAUGUCGACUUGGAGGUGCUGUAA